AGUUUCUUCUCCUUUCUAUCCACUCUGGUCUCUCCCCUCUGCUGGCCUGCCUGCCUACCUGCCAACCGAGCCGGUCUGACCUUCCCAGACUCAUUUCAUUCAAAAGAAAGAAACUACUCCAAAUUUCAGAAUGUCAGGUUACAGAACCAGUUACAGCGUGAGGAGUUCUUCUGCCCCACGGAACUUCAGCAGUGCUUCCUACUCUGGACCAAGCAUCAACGCCCGCAAGAGCUUCACUGUCAAGAGCUCCUAUGGAGGCAGGGGCUUUGGUGGAGGUGCUGGUGGUGGCAUCACUAGCAGCUCUGCCUAUGGCCUGAGCUCGGCCAUGGGUGGCGGCAUGGCUGGCGGCAUGGGUGGCGGCAUGGGCUUUGGUGGAGGCUUUGGAGGUGGCAUGGUAGCCCAGGCCCCAAUCACUGCUGUGACCGUGAACAGGAAUCUGCUGACCCCCCUCAACCUCGAGAUUGACCCCACCAUCCAGGCUGUCCGCACCCAGGAGAAGGAGCAGAUCAAGACCCUCAACAACCGCUUUGCUUCCUUCAUUGACAAGGUCCGUUUCCUGGAACAGCAGAACAAAAUGCUGGAGACCAAGUGGAACCUGCUACAGGGACAGACCACCACCCGCUCCAACAUUGACGCCAUGUUCGAGGCCUACAUCGCCAACCUGCGCAGACAGCUUGACAGCCUGGGCAACGACAAGAUGAAGCUGGAGGCCGACCUGCACAACAUGCAGGGCCUGGUGGAGGACUUCAAGAACAAGUAUGAAGAUGAGAUCAACAAACGCACAGAGUGUGAGAACGACUUUGUCCUCAUCAAGAAGGAUGUCGAUGAGGCCUACAUGAAUAAGGUUGAGCUGGAGGCCAAGCUGGAGAGUCUGACAGAUGAGAUCAACUUCCUGAGGUCGAUCUACGAGGAGGAACUUCGUGAACUUCAGAGCCAGAUCAAGGAUACUUCAGUCAUUGUGGAGAUGGACAACAGCCGAAACCUGGACAUGGACUCCAUUGUGGCUGAAGUCAAGGCUCAGUAUGAGGAUAUCGCCAACCGCAGCCGCCUUGAGGCAGAGACAUGGUACAAGACCAAGUAUGAGGAGAUGCAGACAUCGGCCACCAGAUACGGAGAUGACCUGAGGGCUACCAAGACAGAGAUCGCAGACCUGAACCGCAUGAUCCAGAGACUGACAUCAGAGAUUGAUGCCGUCAAGGGACAGCGUGCCAACCUAGAGGCCCAGAUCGCUGAAGCUGAGGAGCGUGGUGAGAUGGCAGUGAAGGACGCCAAGGCACGCAUUAAGGACCUUGAAGACGCCCUGCAGAGAGCCAAACAGGACAUGACCCGCCAGAUCAGAGAAUACCAGGACCUGAUGAACGUCAAGCUCGCUCUGGACAUUGAGAUUGCAACCUACAGGAAACUGCUGGAGGGAGAGGAGGACAGGCUGGCGAAUGGCAUCAAGGCUAUCAACAUCUCCCAACAGAGCACAAGCUACAGUGGUUUUCCCGCAGACAGCAUGAGGAGCAGCUACUCAAGCGGCUACUCCAGCGGUUUCAGCGGCGGAUAUGGUGGCGGUAGCUCAUAUGGCAGCGGAUACAGCAGCGGAGGCGGAUACAGCAGCGGAGGCGGCUUCAGCGGCGGCAGCUCCGGAGGCUACAGCACCCAGAGCAAGAAGAAUGUCGUCAUCAAAAUGAUUGAGACCAGGGACGGCAAAGUUGUGUCUGAGUCCUCUGAGGUCAUUGAGGAUUGAGCUGUCUAGUUUAGAGGUGAAGCCACCUUGCUGCAAUCUCCUCUGCCUCUCUGGUAGUUUUAUACUUAGAGUUCACCCCCCAAACUAUCAUAAUAAAGAAGUCUGAAGUGAAAUGCCUGUCAGCCACUUUCCAGCAGGGCCUAAUUCUGUCUUUCAUGAAGCAAUAAAUGAUUCUAACACUACCAAAGAUCUGAAAGGGACCAAAGAACUUAUUUUGUAUGUCUAACUGUCUGUACUAAAAAAGUAGCUUUGUUUCACAAAGUGAGAUAAAAAAAAACUGGGCAAAUUGCAACUAUGAAACAUAAAAGAUAUAUAAAACACUCCCUUGAAAUCUACAGCUAUUUCACACAGAGAAUAGUAGGAAUAGUGUUGCAUCAAAUGGACUGUGGUUUUGUCAAAGGAACGUGAAUGUACUGAAACAGUGCUUCAGCAUUGUUAGUCAACUAAUGUCUUAAAAUUGCCUGCUACAGUAGGUAGUGCAUGUCUUCCCUGUGCGUGUCCUGUAACUGAAACUGUUCGACCCCUUAGGAGGCUGCCCACGUCAUAAUGUUGUCCUGAGGUGCUGUUUUUGCUACCAAAACAAAUAAAAACGUGUUUACUGAAAAAAA
This is a messenger RNA of Larimichthys crocea (large yellow croaker), 2340 nucleotides long. It is a transcript of the gene krt8, whose product is annotated as keratin 8. Gene Ontology annotation, molecular function: structural constituent of skin epidermis. Lineage: Eukaryota; Metazoa; Chordata; Actinopteri; Sciaenidae. Gene Ontology annotation, biological process: keratinization; intermediate filament organization. The record is from RefSeq and is a predicted model, not a curated record. The coding region runs from base 131 to 1732 and encodes 533 amino acids. Gene Ontology annotation, cellular component: keratin filament. The transcript has 8 exons.